Molecule: messenger RNA, 1322 nt
Organism: Exophiala mesophila
Lineage: Eukaryota; Fungi; Ascomycota; Eurotiomycetes; Chaetothyriales; Herpotrichiellaceae
Product: calcineurin subunit B
Exons: 5
Coding region: 318-923 (201 amino acids)
Molecular function (GO): calcium-dependent protein serine/threonine phosphatase regulator activity; calcium ion binding
Source: RefSeq, a predicted model, not a curated record
CCUCGCCUCGCGUGUCUCCAGAACCUUGGGCAUUGAAUGCGGUCUGGAUCAUAGUGACCAUUCUGCGGCUGACUUCAAGCCUGAAACUGGAGCCUUGUCUGCCUUGUGCUAAAAAGAAACACGGAUUCUAUCACUGUGCAUACCUCACUGUGCUCACUCCAUCGUUGAAUCUACAAUCGCCGACUUCGACUUCAACUCGCUCUUUUGCCGCCGCUCCCUCCCUUCCACUCCAAUACCUUUCUUACCGCUACCGUACCCGCACCCUACAUCAUCACUCUCUCCUCAAUACUUUAUAGACCGUUGCCCAUCCGCCCAUCAUGUCAACGCCUGCAUUUGGCGCGCAAGCUGGGACCCAGCCCGAACCCAAUAAUGCUGCACUCUACGAAUCCCGAAGAAGGCAAACCAUUACUGGCACUCAGAUCCUGGACAAUAUUGUGUCCUUCUCAAAUUUUGACCGAGAUGAAGUCGACAGACUGCGCAAGCGAUUUAUGAAACUGGACAAGGACAACAGCGGAACCAUUGAACGAGAGGAGUUCUUGUCAUUACCACAAGUAUCAUCGAACCCAUUGGCGACAAGAAUGAUUGCCAUUUUUGACGAAGAUGGUGGCGGCGAUGUUGACUUCCAAGAGUUCGUCCUCGGUCUUUCGGCCUUCAGCUCCAAAGGCAACAAAGAGGAGAAACUCAAGUUCGCAUUCAAGGUGUACGAUAUUGACCGUGACGGAUAUAUCUCCAAUGGAGAACUCUUCAUCGUGCUCAAGAUGAUGGUGGGCAGCAAUUUGAAGGAUCAACAGUUGCAACAGAUUGUUGACAAGACAAUCAUGGAGGCCGACAAAGACGGCGAUGGCAAAAUCAGUUUUGAAGAGUUUACCUUGAUGGUCGAGAGCACCGAUGUUAGCAUGAGCAUGACUUUGGAUCAAUUCUGAUCCCUCAGCUCGGCUGGGUCAAUGCUCUUCGAUUUCUUCCCACAGGCUACAAUUCAAGAUUCCAACCUUUGCACUCGAUGAUUAGCAUUAUGAAUGGUGAAUCUGGACCAAUGGAUUUUUGGGGAUUGAUUCCAGAUCAUAUGACUUGACAGACGAAAAGAAACACAUUCACGAACCUGGAUUGAAUCCUCGAUUCUUGCUGCCUACUCAGGUGUGACUUGAUUACUGACUUUUGAAUCAUUCCAGAGCGUAUAGGUCUGUCUAGAGGUAUACCAGACAAAGGCAAGAAACUGUUUCGAUUGUGUUUGAUUUCUUUGAUUCCUUUUCUCAUUGCCGUUUUAUUUAUUUUGUGACUGAUGAGGCAGCUCGAUCUCGAGCCUUGAGGGCAGUAUAUCCACG